This is a messenger RNA of Coffea eugenioides, 2532 nucleotides long. Its product is annotated as probable disease resistance protein At1g58602. The coding region runs from base 35 to 2296 and encodes 753 amino acids. Gene Ontology annotation, molecular function: ADP binding. Gene Ontology annotation, biological process: defense response to other organism. The transcript is spliced from 3 exons. NCBI's taxonomy places the organism in Eukaryota, Viridiplantae, Streptophyta, Magnoliopsida, Gentianales, Rubiaceae. The record is from RefSeq and is a predicted model, not a curated record.
AGAGCACAAAAUAAGUGUGGCUUCGAUUUUUGGCAUGGGAGGUAUAGGCAAAACCACUCUUGCUAGAAAGGUAUAUCACCAUGGAAGGUUGAAGCAUUAUUUUAAAGGUUUUGCUUGGGUUUGUGUGUCACAACAAUGGCAACCAAAAGAUCUCUUGCAAGGCAUUCUACUCAAGCUUAUUCCUGAACAAAGAAAUCUGAUUAUGACGAGCAAACAAGAUGAGCUAGCAAGGCUGCUUCAACAGCACUUGCGAGCUAGGAGAUGUUUGAUAGUCCUUGACGACAUAUGGUCAACAGAUGCUUGGGAUUGCCUAAAAGAUGCAAUCCCAGUUUCGGAGCAUGGGACCAAAAUUUUGCUUACAACUCGUAACAGAGACGUGGCAGCAUAUGUUGGUCCAAAUGGAUAUCACCUUCAACUCCGUUUUUUGACCGAGGAAGAAAGUUGGGAGUUGCUUCGAAUGAAAUCAUUAAGGGAGAGUACCGGUGAAGGUUGUGCAGAUUUGGCCAAGAUGGAAGAGUUAGGAAAGAAAAUGUUGAAAAACUGUGGGGGUCUUCCAUUGGCCGUGGUGGUCCUUGGUGGAAUUCUUAGAACUAAAAAAAGCCUCAGAGAAUGGAAUGUGGUGCAUGAGAAUAUCAAAUCUUAUCUGGCUAGGGGAGAAAAAAUUGGAAAAGAAGGAGAGGUGCCAAAGAUUUUAGCUUAUAGUUACUAUGACCUCCCUUGGCAACUAAAACCAUGCUUCCUUUACUUGGGUAAAUUCAGGGAAGAUUCUGACAUUGCUGCAGAGAGUUUGUAUCAGAUGUGGAUAGGAGAAGGUAUGAUAUUUGAGAAAGAUAGAAUGGGGCAAGAAUCAAUGAUGGAAGUUGCAGAGCACUACUUGGAAGAAUUGGCCAAAAGAUGCAUGGUUGAGAUUAAAGUGCAUGAAGGGAAGCAUGCAGUAACAAGGUUGAAGUCAUGCCGGCUUCAUGAUCUUAUGAGAGAUCUAUGCUUGAUCAAGGCAAAAGAGGAGAAUUUGUAUAACGUGGUCGAUCAAAGUACUUCACUAGAUUCGCCUCCUGUAAUUGAAGCACAAUAUGGUUUAGUCCUUCGUUUGAUUCCACAGGAUAUCUCUGAGUACAACUUUCCACCAAAAGAACAAACUAAGCAUCUUCGCUCAUUCCUGUGUGAUCCGUUGGAAGACGAAUGGCAAUAUUUUUCAGGGGUGGGAAUGAUGUCCCAAGUCAACAAUUUGAAGAUGCUUAGAGUAUUGUCAAUUUUAUUCUCCGAUAUGGCUUCUCAAGAUUGUUUUCUCAAAUCACCGCUGGGAUAUGUUGGUAGUCUUAUCCAUUUGAGAUGUUUGAAAUUGAGGUGUGCUGAUUUAAACUUGCCAUCUUCCUUGGGCAAUUUAAAGUACUUGGAAACUCUAGAUUUAUCUGAAAGUUUUAAUUGCAGAAUACCGAAUGUGCUAUGGAAAUUGGGGCGUUUAAGGUACCUUUAUCUUCCAAACUUCAAGAACUUUCAACCUAAGCUGCGGUUGAACAAGCAUCUGGAGAUACUUGACGCAUUCGAUAAUGAAUUUUGCUAUCCUAAAGACAUAUGCAAAUUAUCAAAUCUCAGAGCUUUCAAAGCAAGAGUGUAUUACAAUCUUGAGGACUUGGAACAGAUCGUGAAUCAUAUAUCAGACUUGGACUGCAUGCGCAUUAGCUCACUUAAAAUCAUUGGCUGUAAUUUGGCCUGGAUAGACUCCAACAACUCGAACAACAACAACAGGGGCUUGAAUGUUCUUUUAGGGGUGUUGUUUAGUAGGAAUAUUCAUGAAUUAGAGAUCAUGGGUAUUUUGUGCAAGAAGUUGCCGGACUACCAAUCCCAUAUGUUUCCUGAUCCUGCAGGACUCACUCAAUUAAAGCUGUUCAAUACUCAGAUUGAGGAAGACCCAAUGGGAACACUUGAGAAGCUUCCUAACCUACGAAGACUUGAAUUUCACUUAGAAUCUUUUCUGGGGCAAGAAAUGAUUUGCCAAUCAAUGGGAUUUCCCCAACUAAAACAUCUCUGGCUUGAAGAUUUGGGUGACUUAAAGCAGUGGAAAGUAGAUGAAGGGGCCAUACCUAAGCUCUCAAGUUUACGGAUUGAGUAUUGUGAAAAGUUGGAAAUGAUUCCAGAUGGGUUGAGAUAUGUAACUACCCUAAAAGAUGUUUCUCUUGCGGGAAUGCCCGAAGAAUUCAACAAUAGAGUUAGGAUAGUGAACGGUAAACAAGGACAAGAUUAUCAUAAAAUAAGCCAUGUGCCUUCAAUCAAUAUCCGCAGUGAAUGGAGCAGUUGAUCAAGCCUCACCUUCAAGUGAUCCUCUUGUUGCCCAAUUAUAAUUAUACUAGUAUUUUUAUUUAUAGGAUUGCUACAUCUGGGUUUUGUUCUUUUUUUUUUUUUUGGGCAUGGUUUUGUGUCAUGAUGCUGUUGAGUUAACAUUUUACUCCAUUUACAACUGUCUUGUAGAAAAAGAAAAUUACCAUAAUGUGCUUUUCUCCCUCUCCCAUCAAAUUACUGUGUCAAUGUGUGUUU